AGCUGCGAGUCUGACUACAUUUGGAGCGACUCACCGCGGGGAAGGAUCAGUGGGGAGGGACAAGGCUUACGGCGUCCAUUCGAUGAGAAACAUCUCACUUCCAGAGGCACUGAUGUUCUCCGACACCUGAUAACCGAUGAGCAAAGCAAAGAAAGUCCUCAGGUCGGAUGGAAUCUGAAUGCUGCAAAAAUUCAAGCUCAAGCUGAAAAGCAGAGGACAAAUUUCCCGUAUACUUUUCCUUCCCCCAUGCUCUGCAGUUAGUUGAGUAACAGAUAAACACCAGAAAAAAUCAGAGGGACAUGGAUGCCUCAGAGAAGCUGGUUCUGGAGCCCAGAGCAGAGCGGAUUGCCCGCUACAAGGCCGAGAGGAGGCGAGAGCUGGCCGAACGCUACGGAGACUUAGAGGAGCUUCCCUCCAAGUGGGUGAGACGGGAUGGAAAGGAGCUGAUCAACCCAGUGACCUCAGCAAGUGGUGGGGAGUUAAACUCAGACAGCCUUGGUGAAAGAGUGAACGGCAGAACGCGAGAUGUUUCAAAUGGAGUCAAGGCUGACGCUCCUGGAGAGCCAAACUACCUGAGAAGCCAGAAUUGCCAAGAUUCUGCCAGCGUCCCAAGUGAGGAAGGGCUCCUUGUCCAUUCAGGUCCCGAUGCCCUGCAGCUCCACACUCGGGUGUCGGUGGGCCAGUUGAGGAGUUCCCUCCUCCAGCAGACAGAGGGCAGAGCAGGACAGGAGAAACUUGGUCCCGAUCCUGGCCACACCACAUCCUCUCUGGACCUGGCGGCUGGUUCUGAGGGAGGCCGACGGCGGAGCAGGCGCUACCUUCAAGGGUCAGGAGGGGGUCGCAAAACCAGCGAGCGCUUCAGGACCCAGCCAAUCACAGCCAACGAGAUGGAGGAGAGCACCGGGCUCUUGGAUGCAGAUGAAAAUGACAAGAAAGCGGAUGUGAAAACAGACGAGAGAGCCAAAAUGAGCGUGGCUGCCAAGAUGUCUCUGUUUAAAGAACUGGAAAAAUCAGCUGCCUCCGAUUCCUCAGCUCUGUUGAAGCCUCGCUCAGCCAGCAGCUUACAUGAGCGGAGGAUGCGGCGUAACAACAACCUCCGCUUUCUCACUCAGCAAAUCACCUGUGAGGAAAUGGUUUCAAUGAGUGCUCCUCCUGCAGCGGAGGUCCAGUCUGGACAGUCUGAGUCAGUGGAGGACGGAGAUGAGGGCUGCAGAAUGAGCAUGAGGGAGAAGCUGGCCCUCUUCAACAGGCUGUCCGUAUCUGGAAAGAAUGGCUCCGGUUCUGCUGACGGGCCACCAGAGAGGCGAAAACAGAAAGGGGCCCGGUACCGCACCCAGCCCAUCACCGUGGAUGAAGUCAGUCUGCUUCAGAAAGGCCCCAUUCAGCUUCCAGCCUUCAGUUUGUCCCCAAAUCUGUACGACAGACAGCAGGCCUCGUCUGUUAACCUGAAACCCAGCGAGGUGCGCCUCACACAACCGAAAUCCGAACUUUCAGAACCAGAAUCAACACAGCGGGGCUUACAGGAUCACAACUCCGAGCCGUGCUUGAAGGGAAUCCUGAAGAAGAGCCGCUCUGACGACUCGGAGCGGAGCGGGACAGAUGGGCAGGAACUGCCGCUGCUCAAUCAGCAGAAUGGUGAAGACUGCACAGAUCCAGAGAUGUUUGGAAGGUUGGAAAGAUCUGAGAGGCUGGAACCACACAGAGACGAAUCAGUCAAAGUAGCUCCAUGGAGACAGAGAGCUCGAAACAGGAGGGAGACGCCGACACAACUCUCAUCUGAUCUGGAUUCACAGAUCAUUUCCUCUGUGGGAAACGGCUCUGAUGCUGGAACACAAGGUGAAGAGCAGAGUUUGGGGAAGCUUGAGGAAGAAGACAAACCCGAGCAAAAAGCUUUGGUUUCCGUCAGAGUUUGUUCGCCAAAACUACAAGAAACAGCAGAGUCACUGAGAGGAAAAGAGAAGUCAGAAAGCCCUGUUCUUGAGACACCUCAGUGCUGGGAACCUGUCUUUGCAUCUGUCUUUGCUAUCAAUACACCCCAAUAUAUCAUGUGUUUUAAUCAGACUGACAUGUGCUUUGAGGCCCAGGAAGUCUCCACUCCCACAAAGUGCCCGAUUCAACCGCAAUGGAGACAGAAGAGUAAAGAAGCUGAGCCUGAGCUUCAGAUGGAAGAAGAAGCUGAAGAGAGGAAAACAGAGCAGCAAAGCAACAAGCAGGAAACUGAGAUAAACAUCGAGAGACGAUCUCCUGCUGAAACAGACAGUUGUGAUAUUUCCUAUAAGAACAUGGACUCCAGCGAUGCUUCAACAGAGACUGUCCUGCACAUCGACCCUCCUCAUGAAGAGACACCUGCUGAUAGUCUGAAGAUAUCAGACGGAGGUUUCUGUGGCAGCCUGCCGCCUCCUCCAUCUGGCGGCCCCACACAUUGCGGCGAUGUUGCAGCUACAGAGAUGGAUCAGGACCUCGCUAUCCUCUGCCAAAGCAGCACGCCCAUACUCAGCUCAGCGGUCGCAGAGCACAGACGGGCGGUUCGUCCGUCCCGUCGGACUCAGGGCUCCAGAAACCCGCUGAGGGCUCUGGCGGCCAGAGACGACAUCAGGCAGGACUACAUGGGGGAAAGGGACGACAAUGCUGCAGAGGAGAGGGGCCAAGCAGAAAAAAAUUGUAAAAACUCUUCCUCACCAGAUUCACAUCCUGUCACAUCCUCAGAGAAGGAGAUAAGCAAGUCUUUUCCUCCAUUCAGCAACCUGAUGCUUAUUCACAUCAAAGGGAGGUGGCAGGUCCAGGUACGUGUGGUCGAACCCUCGGUCCGAUCGCUGAACAGCGGAGACUGCUUCCUGCUCGUCGAUCCCGAUCAUUGCAUCCUGUGGAGCGGAGAGUUUGCCAACAAGGAGGAGAGAGCCAAGGCUCUUGAACUGGCCGCCUUCAUCCAGAGCCGAAGGGAGCUCGGCUGUCGCGCCUCCCAGGUCGUCCACCUGGACGAAGGGCUGAACUCUGACGGCCCUGAAGCUGCAGACUUUUGGAGUCUUCUUGGAGAAAGAAAACAUUACAGAGGUGCUGGUGCUCCAGAUGAGGAUGAGCUGUUUGAACAAGGCGUAGUGGAGUCCAACUGUGUGUACAGCCUAAUGGAGGACAGAUUGGUGCCUCAUGAACAGGCCUGGGCCUCCAUCCCCAGCACCGCCCUGCUGGACUCCUCUGAGGUCCUGGUGUUCGAUUUUGGCAGCGAGGUGUAUCUGUGGCAUGGACGCGAUGUUUCACCCAGCAGGAAGAACGUUGCUCUCCAGCUGACUCACCAGGUGUGGGUUGGAGAGUACGACUACAGCAACUGUCGAGUCAACCCACUGGAUCCCACUCAGUGUAACCCCAGCAUUCAGCCGAGGGGAGAGGGCCGUCCCAGCUGGGCCCUGCUCGCCGUGGUUACCGAGGACAACGAGACGGCGCUGUUCCGGGAGAAGUUCCUGAGCCCGAUGUGUGGAAGCGACGACACGGUGGAGGUCGCUUCAGAGGGGAAUGCAAUGCAGUCCCUCCCUGUUGAACCACCAUCAUCAGAUGUCCUGACUCCCUGCGAUAUUAAAGCUCUGGCGUCCGGUGGACUGCUGGAAGGAGACGCCUCAGUCCGGACUGUUCUCUCCGGGGUUGAUGUUCAUCGGGGCCAGGGUGUCAUCACCCUGGAGGAAGGCCAUCAGAUGGAGCUGAGGACCGUUUCAGUGGAUACCUGGCACGUCCAGGAGUUUGAUGACAGUGAAAUUCAAGUGGAAAGCACGGGGCAGCUUCACGAAGGAGAUUCCUACGUGAUCCGCUGGACAUAUAGCAUCACUGCGUUUGAUAACAGGAAUAGCCAUGAUGAGCGUGGGAAUGCUUCCAAACCAAAGGAGAACACAGCGUUCUUCCUGUGGCGAGGACGCCAUUCCUGUGUCAGCGGACAGGACACGGCAGCUUUUCUAUCCAUCGGGAUGAACAACCAUGAAGACUCACAACUGGUUGUUCCUCAGGGUAAGGAACCCCCCUGCUUCCUGCAGCUUUUCCAGGGAGGUCUGGUCAUUCACAAGGGAAAGCGAGAGGAACCCACCUCCACUGCAGACUGGCGUCUGUUUUGCGUGCGAGGGGAGCUCCCAGAGGAGGCUUUGCUGCUAGAGGGGGAUUGCUGCUGUUCCAGCCUGAGGUCGAGGGGCUCAGUCGUCCUGCUGAACAGCCAGCAGGGGGUGCUGUAUCUCUGGACCGGCUGUAAAGCCCACAGCAGCACCCGAGAAGUUAGUAAGAAGGCAGUGGAGCGUCUCACUGAAAUGAGUCCGUCAGAACUGGGCCUCUGCAAAAGCAACCCUGUGACAGUGCGUUUUGUAGAGGAGGGUUCAGAGCCCUCAGACUUCUGGACCGCUUUGGGCCAGAUGGACAGAAAGGCCUAUGACUGCAUGCUGCAAGAUCCUGGAAAGUACAACUUCACUCCCCGCCUUUUCCAUCUGAGUGCCUCUUCUAGCAGAUUUGAAGCAGAGGAGCUCCGGAGUCCGAUCCGGCUGCCAGGGGUCGUGAUGGCGAUGCCCUUUGUCCAGGAAAGCCUGUACUCUGUUCCUCAACCAGCCUUAUUCCUGCUUGACAACCGGUUAGAGGUCUACCUGUGGCAGAGAGGUCAGCCUGAGCAAACAGAGAGCUCUGCUGCAGCCUGGAGCCUCUGGCACAGCGAGAGAAAGUGUGCCAUGCAGACGACUCUUCAGUACUGCAAAGAGAUAAACCCGAGAAGGCCCCCACAGGCUUACUUCAUCUUUGAGGGAUCAGAGCCUCUCACCUUCACUAACAUCUUCCCCCGCUGGGAGAGGAACCAUGGACCUCUCACACAGAGGGACUCAGGGGAAGUGAAGCUGACCUUGGUGCAGGACGCCCUGGCCCAGCUCAUGAAGACCCAGUACCCUGUGGAAGAGCUGCUGCGGAGCCCCUUACCUGCAGGCGUGGACCCGCAGCACCUGGAGGUCUACCUGUCUGAUCAGGACUUCCAGGCUAUUUUGGAAAUGAAGCGGGAUGAAUAUGCCUCCCUUCCCGGCUGGAAGCAAACUGAUCUGAAGAAAAGCAAAGGGUUGUUUUAUUAGACAACCGGAUCGAGUGAAAGGCAAGCAGCGAUUCUGCACCUGGGACUUCUUCCUUUAAUAAGAACGGAAGGUGAAGCUGGGAUAGCGCCAUUUUUAUUGCACCAAAGACUGCUCCAAGCAUAAUAAACAGAGAAAGAAAAAUCA
This is a messenger RNA of Gambusia affinis (western mosquitofish), 5219 nucleotides long. RefSeq names its product supervillin c (gene svilc). NCBI's taxonomy places the organism in Eukaryota, Metazoa, Chordata, Actinopteri, Cyprinodontiformes, Poeciliidae. The record is from RefSeq and is a predicted model, not a curated record. Gene Ontology annotation, cellular component: cytoplasm; actin cytoskeleton. Gene Ontology annotation, biological process: barbed-end actin filament capping; actin filament severing; cytoskeleton organization. The coding region runs from base 300 to 5075 and encodes 1591 amino acids. Gene Ontology annotation, molecular function: phosphatidylinositol-4,5-bisphosphate binding; actin filament binding. The transcript has 33 exons.